UUCAUUUUCCUGCCAUCCGAGUUUCGUGAUUCUUUCCUCUGAGUAACUUUUCUUUAAGUUUCAAAGUAUGGCACGACAAAUACCUCUAACAUGUAGCGGACAUACAAGACCGGUGGUUCAUCUAUCUUUCUCAGAUAUAACUCCUUAUGGGUACUUUCUUAUAAGCGCGUGUAAAGAUGGAAAGCCUAUGUUACGACAUGGUGACACAGGAGACUGGAUUGGUACUUUUGAAGGUCAUAAAGGAGCAGUAUGGAGUGCUACCUUAAAUAAAGAUGUCACCAAGGCAGCUACUGGGGCUGCUGACUUCACAGCUAAAGUAUGGGAUGCUGUAAGUGGAGAGGAAGUUAGAAGUCUACCUCAUAAACAUAUUGUAAAGGUUGUGGAUUUUUCUCCAGAUGGUGAUAGACUCCUUACAGCCAGUAAUGAAAUGCUUAUGAGAGUAUUUGAUCUUCAAGAUGAAAGUGCUGAACCAGACUUAUUACAAGGUUAUAAAGAAAAUAUAAGGGCCGCACUGUGGAGUGAAGAUGGCAAGUAUAUUAUGAGUGGAGGAGAAGACAAAGCAAUAAGGCUUUGGGAUACAAGAAAUAUGACUGAGGUAAAGAAAGUAGAUAUACCACAGAGUGUAACAAGCAUGGUUCUGUCCAAGGAUGGCAGUGUACUUGUUGUCACAUAUGAUAGAACCAUCUCUUUUUGGAAUCCAGAAAGAAUGGAAGUGAUCAAGUCCUUUGUUGCUCCGACACCAAUAUUUUCAGCUUCACUCCACCCUAGCAAGUCUUGUUUUGUAGCUGGAGGAGAUGACUUUAAGCUCUAUAAGUUUGAUUAUGAGGAUGGAAAGGAAAUAGAAUCAUUUAAAGGGCACUUUGGUCCUGUGCACUGUGUGAGAUAUUCCCCUGAUGGUGAGCUGUAUGCAUCUGGGUCUGAAGAUGGAACACUGCGACUUUGGCAGCACACUGUGGGCAAGACCUAUGGGUUGUGGCGAGCUGUUAACAAUCAUGGUGUCUCUACUGAAACCUGAUAAAAAUAAGCCAGUCAUUGUAUUAAGUUAAAGGGUCUGUUCAGAGGUGUAAAAUCAGCUGCAAGAAAUAAGGAAAAUGUUGGUUCCAGCUUUCUGAAACAUGCGAUUCUUUUUUCUAUCUCACUGUAUAUAUUGUUAUUAAAAAAAAACCACUAUCACUGGAAGUGUAAUUAUAACAUUGUAUAAUAUUAUGUACUUUGUUAGAUAUAAGUGUAUGAGCCCUUCUGAAAAAUUCCAUUAUAUUUAUAGCCAAACUCAUUUAUCAAUUGUCAAAUAUCAAAGACUAUCAAUAGCUUUCUGCACUUCAAUUUUAGUUCCAAAAAGUAUAGUGUCUUGGGCUGGUUUUAAUUUCUAAUGCAAGUGUGAGGAUGCAAUGCAGCAUACCAAAAUUCAUCACUAGGGUGCUGUUUUUGUAAGAGAAGAACAAAUGCCCACUAAAUAUCAAUUAUCAAGCACAAGUUCCUCUUCUCCUUUUUUUAAAGUUAUCUCUGCAGUUGAGAUGAGACAGGCAAUUUGAACAGAAGAAUCUUAUCAGUAAUGGUAUUUUCAGAAUUGUCUCUUGCAUGUUUCCUCAAACCAUUGUUGGGUGUUCUAAACAUUUAUAUUUAAUUUUUGUUGUUGGGAAAAUCUUGUGUUUAAUAUUAACUCUUAUUUGAAUAUUAGAUACUUGGAACCAACUAGUGUUUUUUUGGAGGUAUGGUGUUGAUGAGAGACUUAGAGAAUUUAUUUACAUGACCAGUCCUGGUUCUCCUUCCCUUUUAGCGCUGUGUUGGUUUCAUACUGCAUUUUGUACAUUGUAAUUCAAAACAGAUCUUUUUUGUCACAACCACUAAUUAUUUCAUGUUUAACAUGGUUCCCUAGAUGUAUUUCUGUGAUAUUUUCCACAAUGAAGUGAUAGUAUGAUCCUAAAGAUGUCGUGUGCAAUGACAACCACUUGGGGGG
This is a messenger RNA of Pocillopora damicornis (cauliflower coral), 1957 nucleotides long. RefSeq names its product serine-threonine kinase receptor-associated protein. Gene Ontology annotation, cellular component: SMN complex. Lineage: Eukaryota; Metazoa; Cnidaria; Anthozoa; Scleractinia; Pocilloporidae. The record is from RefSeq and is a predicted model, not a curated record. Gene Ontology annotation, molecular function: RNA binding; protein binding. Gene Ontology annotation, biological process: spliceosomal snRNP assembly.